This is a messenger RNA of Theileria annulata, 501 nucleotides long. RefSeq lists its product as uncharacterized. The record is from RefSeq and is a predicted model, not a curated record. NCBI's taxonomy places the organism in Eukaryota, Apicomplexa, Aconoidasida, Piroplasmida, Theileriidae. The transcript has a single exon. The coding region runs from base 1 to 501 and encodes 166 amino acids.
AUGACUUCGGAACAAACGCUUCCACUUUUUUUUGAUGAUAAUCUUUUAAAGACUGAUAAGAGAUUUGUUACUUUUUUUCAUGUUGAGGAACCUGAUUUGGAACAUGGAGGUUCCAACACUCUGUUCAGUUUUUUAUUUUUUGUACCCAGACUUGGAACUAAAUUUUCCAAAUUCGUUUCUAACGUUUUUCCAAACACUGAAGAGAAUAUUAGGUUAGAGGACCAUGAGUUGUUGAUGGAGUUUGUUGGAUUUUCAGAUAGAAAGGAUUGGUGUGCUACAGGUUUAACCCUUUGGACUCCUAAUGGUGUCAAAAGAAGGUUUUACUUUCAUUUGAAAGAUGAGACAGGUGAAUUGAAAGUUCUUAGCCUGAGCAGUCUUGAUGAAAUGGUUAAUCAUACUAGACAACAUGUAAAACCUGAAGUUUUUCAUUCACUAAAAGACAAACUACCGGCACAUGAAUAUACUCAUAAAUUACUUGAAUCAUUCAAACAUUUUGUAUAA